AGGCCAGGGAGUGACAGGCCCUUUCUCCUGUGCGGAGCUGGACCUAGGAAGGGUGUGGGCCUGAAUGCAGGGGGCAACCGCUUCUGGCUUGACAGGAUUCAUGGCACUCUGGCGCGCAUACCAGCGGGUCCUGACUGCGCACCCGUGGAAAGUACAGGUCCUGACCGCCGGGCUGCUGAUGGGCCUGGGGGAUGUCAUCUCCCAGCAGCUGGUGGAGAAGCGAGGUCUGCGAGAGCACCAGACUGCUCGGACUCUGACCAUGGCCUCUCUGGGCAGUGGCUUUGUGGGUCCGGUAAUAGGAAGCUGGUACAGGGUUUUGGACCGGUUCAUCCCUGGCACCAGCAAGGUGGCUGCGCUAAAGAAGAUGGCGUUGGAUCAGGGGGGCUUUGCCCCGUGUUUUCUCGGCUGCUUCCUCCCACUAGUAGGGGCUGCCAGUGGGCUGUCAGCCAAGGACAACUGGGCCAAACUGCAGCGGGAUUAUCCUGAUGCCCUCGUCACCAACUACUAUGUAAGAGCUGACACCUCAACUGCCUCUUCUUCUGCUUUCUUGAGUCCAGAGCUCUGGCCUGCUGUGCAGUUAGCCAACUUCUACCUGGUCCCCCUCCAUUACAGGUUGCCUGUUGUCCAGUGUGUUGCUGUUAUCUGGAACACUUACCUGUCCUGGAAGUCACAUCGGUCCUAAGCCUGCCUGCCUCCCUUGUUUCCGCCUUGCAGUGAUGUAGCUUACCCCUGGAAUGGCCAGGCAACCUCCUCAAAGUGUGCUUAUUAGUUUUCAUUGGUAGCUUGUCAAAAAUUAAUGGGUUAGCACUUUGAAAUGGCUCAUCUCACCCUUAAAUGUAACCUGAUUCCUUUCAAAGUCACUGAAACCUUUAUAAUGGUCUUAAGCCCAGCACAUAGUGGGUACUCCAAAAAUACUGGUUGAACAGUAUGACUUAUCAACUUUAGUUUAUUGCCUCUCAUCCUUACUCUUCAUAGACCCAUUUGUUUCUCUAACUCUUCCCAGCCCUGGCUCUAGCUUUUGGGAAACUGUCCCUCAAACUUUUUGAUUGGCACCUCCAUAAAUAAUAAAUACAUAAUCUAGAGCUUGCAGAGGCAUAGUAAAACCCAGCAGAAAACUGUUGGGGAAUCAAAACUUCUAAAGCUGGGGAAAAAACCUCCAAGGAGCUAGGCAAAAGAGUUCACCAAGCCCAGUCCACUUUUCAAAUGAGGAUGGUGAGGUCCACAGAAGUGAGGUGACCUGUCCACAUUGCUGGUUAGUGGCAGGUAGAAAGUUGAACGCAGGUCAACACCCUCUCCCCGCCAGUGUUCGCAACCUCAUGUCCGAAGUGAUGGCGUUUGGAGUGGGACCUUUGGGAAGUGAGUAGGUCGGGAGCAAGGCCCUCAUGGGGUUGCUGCCUCCACGAGAAACCCCAGAGAGCACCCUCCCCCCUGCUACCCUGUGAGUCACCAGCCAUGAACUGGGAAAGUGGGUCUUCAGCAGACACCGACCCCACUGCUGCCAUGGUCUGGGGCUUCCCAACCUCUGGAACUGAGAAAUAAAUGUAUGUUGCUAUAUAUAAGCCACCCAGAUUAUGGUGUUUUUGCUCAAAUGGACUAAGACACGAAAUUUCCUUCCUACCUAGUGGUCUUAAUCUAGAGGGUGAAAUGUGUAAUAAUUCUGCUGCAGUGGUUCCCAGGAGAGAACUAACUUGGCUAGGCUACCACUUUGGGGCAGACUCAAGCAGAUGGCUUAGCCUUUUUAUGGUCUGUAAGCACCCUGAGGGCAGAGAC
Molecule: messenger RNA, 1770 nt
Organism: Condylura cristata (star-nosed mole)
Lineage: Eukaryota; Metazoa; Chordata; Mammalia; Eulipotyphla; Talpidae
Gene: MPV17
Product: MpV17 mitochondrial inner membrane protein
Exons: 8
Coding region: 65-682 (205 amino acids)
Cellular component (GO): cytoplasm; membrane
Source: RefSeq, a predicted model, not a curated record